AUGCGUAUGAGUGCUGUCCAAACUGAUGAACAACUUGUAUACGUGGUACGAUGUUUGGUUGCAUAUGCGGAUGCUUGUGGAUUAUUUAAUUCAAAACCUGAAUUGCAAGAAAAAGCUGACAAAUUCUCCGAUGACUAUCUUGCUAUGUUAGCAAUGAAAAAAGCUGCAAGGGAGCGUAAGACUGUAGCACCGCCGGAAGCGGAACGAAUUGACGAAAAAGCAGCAGUAAUGAAAGCGGAAGAAAAGAAGGAAGAACCAUCACAACGAUCAAUACAGGAGCUCGAAAAACGUGACACGCCAAUUUUAAGAUUGGAAAUACCAAAAAUAGAACAGAAAGAGCUACAGCCGUUACAGAUAUUUGAGAACGACAAGCAAUUACAGAAAGUAGGCCAAGUAUUAUCACCUUACGCUAUUCCAGUUCCGCAGCCGGAGGAACUCAUUCAACCGGCACUGUCACCUGCACCGCUUCAACAGUUCAAGAAACCAAUGCAACCGGUAUUGUCACCUUUCGUUGCUCCAGCUCAACAAUUACCGAAACAACCAUCACCCUUUGUUAUUCCGGUUCAGCAGUCGCAACCACAAACAGAAGCGCCAAUAUCAAUUUUUGUUGCUCCGAUUCAGGAAUCGCAAAAUCAAAUCCAAACAUUACCAUCACCCAUCAUUGGCCCAGUUCAGCAAAAACCGCAAAAUCAAAUCCAAGCAUUACCAUCACCCAUCAUUGGCCCAGUUCAGCAAAAACCGCAAAAUCAAAUCCAAGCAUUACCAUCACCCAUCAUUGGCCCAGUUCAACAACCACAAAAACAAUUCCAACCGGCAACAACGGAUUUUCUUGUUCCGAUUCAACAGCAGAAGCAGCUUCAACCGGUAUUAAUAGCUUCUGCCGCAAUUUCCAAUCCACUUGCUCAAUUAGUAAUUGAGGAGUCAAUUCCGCCGUCACAGCUGAAGCCUAAUCAGGAACUGAAACCGGUCAAAAUGCCAUCUUCGCCAACAAAAGCAAACAAAACAUAG
Messenger RNA from Acanthocheilonema viteae, 1008 nucleotides. NCBI's taxonomy places the organism in Eukaryota, Metazoa, Nematoda, Chromadorea, Rhabditida, Onchocercidae. The record is from the annotation of a GenBank genome assembly.